UUAAACCGCCUUUUUUUCUUUUCUUAUCGCCAACAUUCAUUCCAACUUUCUUCUACCUUAUCACACUCGAGAUAGCUUCCGACGCGCGCUACAGAAACUUCUCUGCACUCUUGUGUGGUGUCUCUGCAGCGUAAACUCAUCGUCACAAGCUCUUUGCACCCAUAUUUAUCAUGGCAACGGCCCUAGCUAACCAAGCUCACGUUCAAUUGCAGUCUGUUUGCCAGAAUUGCGGUACUUCCAAGACUCCAUUAUGGCGUCGAGACGAGAUGGGCUCGGUGCUUUGUAACGCCUGUGGCCUCUUUCUAAAGCUCCACGGCCGGCCACGGCCUAUGAACUUGAAGACAGAUGUGAUAAAGAGUCGCAAUCGGGUGAAAACUUCUGGCCAAGGCCCAAAACGAAAGGUACCUAAAUACUUCUUGUCUUGCGGUAGUCGGACUAAGUGUCUAACCCGCCUCCCAAUUGCAGGCCAAUACCGAUGCAAACAACCAAGCUACUCCAAGAUCAGACGGCACUACGCCAUAUGGCUACGCUCGUGCUUCCAGGAAGCUCUCUCCUGGCCGUUCCGAUGGUUCAAAUUCUCCAGUCUCCCGAACGGACACGCCUAAUUUCCAUGGUUCAACUAGUAUCCCUCCUCACAACAUGUUUGACAACGUUGGCCUCUCAGACCCAAAUUUCAACCCAUCAGGGAACUUCGCGUCGUUACAGCUACAACACCCGUCUCCGGGCUCAACGUCUUCUAACGAACGCCAUCUUGAAGGUCCCCAGACAUACGAAAACUUACUUGCUGCAAACACAUCCUUAAAGACCAGAGUCAAUGAGUUGGAAUUGAUAAAUGAUCUUUUCCAAGACUCGGAAUCUCGUCUACGGCAGUCACUCAAAGAGGCACAGAAGCGAGAAGAGGAACUAAAACGCAGGAUAAGCGAACUUGAAGGUCGCUUAUCCGCACAGGAACAGGCUCAAUCCAAAGAUGAGCCGACAGAACCUCAAACUAAACGGUGUCGAUUUUCUGACUCUCCAGAGAAGGUUGAAGUCGACAACAAGUCUUCAGCGGACGUCUAGGACGUCAGUUCUUUCUUGUCUUUGAUUCUUAGUUGGCACGCAAUGCGAAACCGCCGUUUGCCAGCUCCUCUUCUUCAUAUCUCCCCGUUUACUUUCUAUCUUCUCACACUUUUCCCCUCACUUUGAAAGUUGAUGUCCGUUCGAUGUCAAUAUCCCUCUCGCUAUUCCCUUAUCACAACACCCUUGAUACAUUCUUCUAUAAAAUUCCCGGAAUUCUGUACUCUACAUGCCCCCCGUCAUCUUUACCGCGGACGAGUUUUAUGCUGCGGCAUUCAACUCUUCUCUUUAUAUCACUAAUCACCCUUCCACACAAGCUGUGGAUGGACUCUUUGUACGCGAUACUUGUCACUGUUUGUUGGCCCUUUUCUUUACGGCACAGCAGAUUAUCUCACGCCUUAACUGCUCUUCAUAUAUCUCGAUCGCUGCUUUUUGGUUAACUGCUCUACCACCCUUCUUCGCUUCUCACCUGUCUUUACUACAAAUACUUCCGUGCUUUGCUCCCUGCUUUUUUACCAUCACUCCUCUAUAGCUGAAGUUAUCUUUCGAAAUUUU
Molecule: messenger RNA, 1611 nt
Organism: Trichophyton rubrum CBS 118892
Lineage: Eukaryota; Fungi; Ascomycota; Eurotiomycetes; Onygenales; Arthrodermataceae
Product: nitrogen regulatory protein DAL80
Exons: 1
Coding region: 171-605 (144 amino acids)
Biological process (GO): negative regulation of transcription by RNA polymerase II; positive regulation of transcription by RNA polymerase II
Molecular function (GO): zinc ion binding; RNA polymerase II cis-regulatory region sequence-specific DNA binding; DNA-binding transcription factor activity, RNA polymerase II-specific
Source: RefSeq, a predicted model, not a curated record